Trichobilharzia szidati is the source of this 1587-nucleotide messenger RNA. Lineage: Eukaryota; Metazoa; Platyhelminthes; Trematoda; Strigeidida; Schistosomatidae. The record is from the annotation of a GenBank genome assembly.
AUGUCGACUAAUCUAAUCAUAUAAAAAGCAAUCUAAAUCAUAUGUACAGUACACAGAAUCAUUAUGCCCAACAGUUACCUACCCUAUCAAGCACAAGCAUUCAACAGCAUCAUAGUACAGCAUCACAGUACUUUAAUAAAGCUACAGACUAUACCCUGGAUAAUCAUAAUACUACUACUACUAACUACAAAAACAGUAGUAUAGAUGAGGAUAGUAACAAUAAUAACAAUAAUAAUAUUGAAAAUGUUUCACACAUGUUUAACCUACAAGAGAAGCAUUUAUUAUCUGAUAAAAAUCAUCAUCAUAAGUCAGCCUACUCGCCUGGGAAUAAGCACAGUUUAAUGCAGACAUCAUUUCAGCCAACACUAAGCCCCUCAAGUAUGACAACAAUGAAGGGAGACAACGAGGGUAAACAGUCAAACGCCUUCACAGCAUUGAAUGAUCCUCAUCAACGUUAUCGUAACAAUAAUAAUAAUAAUAAUAAGGCGUUAUUUCGAUGUAAACUAUUAACAAUAUGCAAUUUUAUAAUCACCUUAUUAUUAAUUGGUUUUGGUAUUGCCUUGUAUGUACGCUAUCGUGAAUGUGAUGCACGGAUUGGAUUUAUUGAACAAUUGAUUGGCAAUUCAGAAUAUUAUGAUGAUAAGUCAAUGAUGUCAUCAGCAGCCUCGACAGUGUAUCCUUUCACAGAGAAAUUCAGUGAAGAUUCACCUGUUAACAAGGAUGCAUAUUCUACGCAUAAACCAUCCAUAAUUGGUUAUGCUAAAAGUAGUAAAAUAUGGCCAGCAUUGAAUAUUGAAAUGUUUCAAAAAGUCUGUCGUGGUCUAUCAAUUGAUUGUAAUGAAAUGAAAUUCUACGAAGGCAAACCAGGACCUCCAGGACCUCCAGGAGAACCUGGCAGACCUGGACCUCCAGGACCACAAGGACCAAUGGGACCUCCAGGACCACCGGGUCAACCAGGCACACCAGGUGAAAGAGGACCUCCAGGUGAAACUGGUCCACAAGGACCACCUGGUUUACGUGGAUUGAUUGGGUUACAAGGUCCAAAGGGUCCACCAGGACCAGCUGGACCUCCUGGCAGAGAUGGCAAAUCGAAUGCAUGUAAUCUUAUGUGUGAGAAAGACACCUUCAGAUAUGCUAAAGGACAGCCAGUGUGUGAAGUAAAGUGUACAGAAUCAGUUGGUUAUAAAAAAGAACAAAACUAGAAGAUUUAUUUAUUAUUGGCACCGCUUAAAUUGAAUAUACUGAAGACGGAUUCAAUCGGGAGCAUCCUUUACAUUCAUUAUAAUUACUCUAUCGAAAACAAUCCAGCGCUUAUAAACCCCCCUGGAUGCACAAAAAGAUCUUCUCAUGUGUAAAAUAUACAGUAACACACAUGCACACACACACACUCUCAACUUUAUUAUGUACUCCUGGAAUCUUCUCUUUUUUCUCUUCUCCACAUAGGAUACUUCACAGAAUUGAAUAACAAUUAUGUAUUUCAGAUCAUAUUUCUAGGCUACAUUAUUUCACUUGAUAACUUGAUAACAAACAGCAAUAAAAUUCAAAUCUGUAUACUAACAUUAUUGUUAUUAUAAUUCUGAAAACCUG